Molecule: messenger RNA, 3430 nt
Organism: Cololabis saira (Pacific saury)
Lineage: Eukaryota; Metazoa; Chordata; Actinopteri; Beloniformes; Belonidae
Gene: pdlim4
Product: PDZ and LIM domain 4
Exons: 7
Coding region: 79-1245 (388 amino acids)
Biological process (GO): muscle structure development; actin cytoskeleton organization; heart development
Cellular component (GO): stress fiber; filamentous actin; Z disc
Molecular function (GO): actin binding; muscle alpha-actinin binding
Source: RefSeq, a predicted model, not a curated record
GGACGGCGUUGCCAUAGCAGCUGGUAGGAAGAGGAACCCGGACUUUCCCUUUAUCUCCUGCAGUCUUACACACUAAACAUGCCUCAGACCGUGACCCUGAAGGGACCGUCUCCGUGGGGGUUCCGGCUGGUGGGAGGACGCGACUUCAGCACCCCGUUAACCGUGUCCAGGGUUACUCCCGGCAGCAAGGCGGCUCAAGGCGACCUGUCUCCAGGCGACACCAUCCUGGCCAUCAAUGGCGAUAGCACGGAUCAGAUGACGCACAUGGAGGCUCAGAACAAGAUCAAAACCUGCACCCAACAGCUCACGCUCAACAUCUGCAGAUCGGGAUCCGGAGAUAGAGUGUGGUCGCCAACGCUUAGUGAAGACGGCAAGACAAGCCCUUACAUGGAGCCUGACUCUCAGAACUUCCGGCCCAUCACCAGCGGGUACGGCGGUUACAGUCGUAAGCCUUCGUACACCCCGGAGCCGCAGCUCCCGCCCCCUCCGGCUCCUCAGCCCACGUACCUGAACAACGGGCACUCCAGACCCAACAACGGCCACAGCUACGUGCACGGCAACGGGACCGGGCCCGGGCACGCCCAGUACAACAACCCGGCCGGGCUUUACACCCAAAACAACAACCCGGCCGGGCUUUACACCCAAAACAACAACCCAGCCGGGCUUUACACCCACAACGGCAGCAACGGCGACCGAGCCCUGCCCAGCAAGAUGGGAGGGCUCAGCCUGAGCGCCACACACAGCCCGGAGCCUCCCCCUCAGUCCCCUGUGGGCCGUAAUGGGUUUGAUCCGCAGUCUGAUGUCUACAAGAUGCUGCAGGACUACGAAGAACCCAUCUCUGAGCCCAAACAGUCCGGCUCCUUCAAAUACCUGCAGGAGAUCCUGGAGGCCGAGGAUGGAGGCGUGUCACCGACGGAGAGGAAGAGGAGCCUGAAGUCUCCGGUCAGGUCUCCCAUCCCCAAGCUCGGCAGCCCCGUCCCCACCCCCAUGCCCGGCCUGCAGAAGCUGCCCCAGUGCACACGCUGCUGCAACGGCAUCGUCGGCACCAUCGUCAAGGCCCGGGACAAGCUCUACCACCCCGACUGCUUCAUGUGCGACGACUGCGGCGUCAACCUGAAGCAGCGCGGCUACUUCUUCAUCGAGGAGAGCCUGUACUGCGAGACCCACGCCAAGGCCCGCGUGCAGCCCCCCGAGGGCUACGACGUGGUGGCCGUGUACCCCAACUCCAAGGUGGAGCUGGUGUGAGAGGAAGAGACUGACUAACGGGACUCCCCCGGGGGGGCCCGGGGCUACUGAGUUCUCUAACCAACACUGACCUGGCUCUGUCACGUAGGACUGCUGAUCUCGGAUCAGUUUCUGCCGUUUUUGGGAGGCUGGUUUGUAACGUCAGUGAUCCCAGAUCAGAGAUCCACACUGACAGACUUGAGAAAUGUUUAUGUAUAUGAAGCGUGUUGAAAUAUGUUGAAAUAUGUCGACAGAUUCGGGCUCUGGGGCCGACACGUCUCCCAAAACUACCAAACCAUUAAAAAAGCAGAUACUGAACUGUGUUUGUGAACCAUUUCCUAUUUGGAAAGAUGUCAUCUCUCAUCCAUUCCGUUUACAUUGAACUCUAAAUGCAAGAAAAUUACUGCACCGGACGAGGUCAUGCUCAGAAAAACAGGAUUUACAUGCACAUUGGAAUCACAAGCACUUCUUUCACGUCAUUCCCAAAUACGACAAGUGCAGAUUGCAAAAAGCGUUUUGAUUGAGGUGUUGAUGGCUGCUCCAGCUUGUCUUAACAGUCCGCAAAUCAGACAUUUUAUUUUACGAAUAACGUGUCUGAUGUGCUCAAACCCGGUGUGUUUGCAGCGCUGAGCUGUGCAGGUUAGUCCUCAAACCCUCCAGAGCUCGUUUUUGAUCUAACUUUAAAAGAGAUGCCUUGCUAGAAAAUACCAGCCUGCCUUUUACAAAGUCGUGUGAAGUAUAGUCUGUUUAAAAGCUUGGUUAAGGGUCUUUUUAGCAAUAGUACAGUUAAGCUUUUUACUCAUGUUGACAGGACUUGUGGGUUUUUUUGUUGUUUGUUAUUUUUUAAUUUACAUCCAGCUCUCUUCACUCUUUUUCUACGUGGCCAAACUUGGGGAAAAAUCUCUGUUUCUCUUUCAGACCACCCUCAAACAGCAUGUGUUAGUUGUCAGUGCCUGGAUUAUGUUUGAGUACGUUUCGGAGAUUUAAAGAUGUACAACCUUCAGUAAAUGUCUUUUUUUUUUUUUUUCUUUUUAUAUGCUUUGCAAUCUCCAUCUUGAGCGAACUUGUUGAUGAUCAUCUUCAGGAGUUUGUCCCAGAUGUGAUCACAACCACUGCAACUGCAAAUUACAAGCAAUCUGAGCGUAAUGAAAAAGCAGCCGAGCUUAAUGUGAGUGUUCUAACCAAACGUCUGGCUCGUGCACCUGAACGAGAGGAAUUUCAGAUAAAAUAAAACCCAUUUCUCACUCAGCUGUUGUAAAACCUUCAAGGUUGGCAUUAAUACGCCCUCUACUUCACAUGAUGGUUUUUAGAGAUGGCUCUGUGCCUUUUAAGACGGGAGAUAGCCAUGGAAAACUGUUAUAAAUAAAUGUUAAAAAAGCUUAAAUAAAGUGGACUCCACAUCCAACGGAUGGAAAGGUUUUGGCUCGGCCACUUAGAUCUGUCUCAACUUCUCCUUGGAAGAGGGAAAAAGACCCAAGUUGAAAGCAUGCCGUGUUUUUUUUUUUUUUUUUUUUUUUUUUUUUUUAUUCCAUUCCUACGAUUAAUUCAUACGUCUGGUCAACGCCAAGGCCGUGAAGCACAUGAAAUACAUUUGUACAUUUCCUCUGAGGGAGAAACGCUGUGAGAAACAGAAAUCAGUCAGAUGGCAUGUAAUCUGCUUUCCUGACACAAAUCCUCUCUGGAGGAGGAAAAGCUAGUCUCAUUACGCCGCCAUCAAUCUUAGUUUAUCUCAACUGGAGCGCUGAACUGGGCUGGAAAGAGUGAUUGUUUUUGUUAAUUUAGAAAUAUUUCUAACAUGCCUUUUUGAAAUAAAAGUGACUUUUAUUUUCUUUGCCGUGAAAACAUUCCCCCCCUCCCCAAUUUAUCAGCGGUGCUGUGGAGCUGGUGAUGCGCCAGCCGUAUUAAUCUUGUAAAUUAUGUGAAAAUUUGAACGCUAACAUGUUUUUGUCUUUGGUAUUGUACAUAUUUGUUUCGUUGGGAUUGCCUUAACACAAUGUAACACUUGUCACUUGCGUGUUUUUUUUCUUUUUUGUUUUUUUUUGCAUCUUUUGCCUUUUUUUUUAAGUUUUUUUUUUCUUUGUCACAGUUUCUCUUCUUGUAUUUAACUUAUUGUUCUCCCCAUACAUGAUUUUUGUUCUGGAUUUUAAUAUUUUCUCUGUUUUAUUUUUUCUAGAUUCUAAAUAAAAAGAGAAGUGCGUUGCCGUGA